Messenger RNA from Cucurbita maxima (winter squash), 1040 nucleotides. RefSeq names its product 40S ribosomal protein S6-like. Gene Ontology annotation, cellular component: ribosome. Gene Ontology annotation, biological process: translation. Gene Ontology annotation, molecular function: structural constituent of ribosome. The record is from RefSeq and is a predicted model, not a curated record. The coding region runs from base 93 to 842 and encodes 249 amino acids. NCBI's taxonomy places the organism in Eukaryota, Viridiplantae, Streptophyta, Magnoliopsida, Cucurbitales, Cucurbitaceae. The transcript has 6 exons.
CUUUUAAACCCUAAACUGUAAGGCGUUGCUCGCUCUCUCGCUGGUUCGUCUAUUUUCUGCGGCCGCCUCUACAACAAUUCCAGCGCUCGAAGAUGAAGUUCAAUAUCGCGAAUCCGACGACUGGAUGCCAGAAGAAGCUCGAAAUCGAUGAUGACCAGAAACUCCGUGCUUUUUUUGACAAGAGGAUCUCUCAGGAGGUCAGUGGAGAUUCCCUCGGAGAGGAAUUCAAGGGCUACGUUUUCAAGAUUAUGGGAGGCUGUGACAAGCAGGGAUUCCCAAUGAAACAGGGAGUUUUGACCCCUGGCCGUGUUCGUCUCUUGCUACACAGAGGUACCCCUUGUUUCCGUGGUUAUGGAAGGCGUAAUGGAGAACGCAGGAGGAAGUCUGUGCGUGGAUGCAUUGUCAGUCAGGACCUUUCUGUUCUGAACCUGGUUAUUGUGAAGAAGGGAGAUAAUGAUCUUCCUGGCUUGACAGACACUGAGAAACCUAGAAUGAGGGGUCCAAAAAGAGCAUCCAAGAUCCGCAAGCUUUUCAAUCUGUCAAAGGAGGAUGAUGUUCGAAAGUAUGUUAACACAUACCGUAGAUCAUUCACCACAAAAGCUGGCAAAAAGGUUAGCAAGGCUCCCAAGAUUCAGAGGUUGGUUACCCCACUGACCUUGCAGAGGAAGCGUGGAAGAAUUGCUGAGAAGAAGAAGAGAAUUGCGAAGGCCAAGUCUGAGGCUGCUGAGUAUCAGAAGCUCCUGGCCUCAAGGUUGAAGGAACAAAGAGAACGUCGCAGUGAGAGUUUGGCUAAGAAGAGGUCCAGGCUCUCCACUGCUUCAAAGCCGUCCAUUGCUGCUUAGUUCGUUCGCAUUAUUUAUGUGGUCAGGGUUCUGUUAUCUUUCAUAUUUGCCAUCUUGUUUUGCUUUUAAAAGGAUCCACUUUUUGAGGCUGCUUGCAUGACAUCUCGAAUGUUUUGAUAUUUUUGUUUCCUAAUUGACAGUUAUUUCUAGACAUACUUUCAUAUUUUGAUGAUAUGAUAGUUGAGAGGAAUUUUGAAA